Messenger RNA from Penicillium digitatum Pd1, 90 nucleotides. The record is from RefSeq and is a predicted model, not a curated record. Lineage: Eukaryota; Fungi; Ascomycota; Eurotiomycetes; Eurotiales; Aspergillaceae.
AUGAGCUCUAAAUUUGUCAAUCGCAGAAAGCCCCGCAAGAUUGGCGUGGAUGACGAGCAGGAAGAUGGAGGCUCUGCGUCAGGUAUGUAG